UCCCCUAAUCCGGGCGGCCAUGGCGGCGGGGGGUCCCCUGGAGGAGCUCUGCGAGGAGGCCACCUGCUCCAUCUGCCUGGACUACUUCAGCGACCCGGUGACUAUCGCCGAGUGCGGCCACAACUUCUGCCGGGCCUGCCUGAUCUGCAGCUGGGGGGACCCGGGGGCCUCGUCCGAGCCUACCUGCCCCCACUGCAGGGGAAGGGUUGAGCUGGGGAGCCUCCGCCCGAACAGGCAGCUGGCCAACUUUGUGGAAAUAACCAAGAGAUUCACUCUGCAGGAGGGGGAAGAGGUAGCCGGAAAAGGGGGAGUUUGCCAGAAGCACCAGGAGCCCCUGAAGCUCUUCUGCAAGGAUGAUCAAGCUCUCAUCUGUGUGGUCUGUGACCGGUCCAAGGAGCACAGAAAUCACAAGACCCUUCCUCUUGAGGAGGCCUCCCAGGAGUACCAGGAUCAGUUCCGGAACUGUUUGAAGAUUCUGAAGAAGGAGAGAGAGAGAAUUUUGGCAUAUGAAGGAGACGUAGUGAAGGAAAGCCAAGAGCUGCUCAAGCAAACCAUGGGAAAGAAGCAAGAGACGGUAGUCAAGUUCAGGCAACUGCAUGCAUUUCUGGAGGAACAAGAGGAACUUUUGCUGGCCCGGAUGGAAGAGGUAGAGAAGGAGGUGGCAAGGAAAUUGGACCAAGCUCUGGCCAAACUAUCUGGGGCACUGUUCAGUCUUGAAAGCCUCAUCUGGGAGAUGGAGAAGAAAUGUGAGCAGUCAGCCCGUGAUCUCUUGCAGGAUGUCCGAAGCACCUUGCAGAGGUAUGAAGCAAAGGAGACAUUUGAGAAUCCCAUGACUUUUCCUCUGGCAUUGAAGUGGAAGAUCUGGGAUGUCCGUGACAGCAGUCACUUUCUGGAAGGUGUCAUGAAGCAGUUGAAAGGUAAUCUGGAUUCUGGAGUUUGCAUGCAGAAAGCAAAAGUGACUCUGGAUCAGGACACGGCCCAUCCAGAACUCAUCUUGUACAACGCUGGGAAAAGCAUGAGACCAGGAGAAAAAGCUCAGAUUCUGCCCAACAAUCCGGAGAGAUUUGACCGGUUUCGUGCUGUGCUGGGCCGUGAGGGAUUCAGAGCAGGCCGCCAUUUCUGGGAAGUCCUUGUGGGAAGUGAGGGGGAAUGGGCUGUGGGGGUGGCCAGAAGGUCUGUGAGGAGGAAAGGCAAGUAUCAAAGCUUCGAAGAGGAGCAGCUAUGCAAAUAG
Molecule: messenger RNA, 1231 nt
Organism: Gekko japonicus
Lineage: Eukaryota; Metazoa; Chordata; Lepidosauria; Squamata; Gekkonidae
Product: tripartite motif-containing protein 7-like
Exons: 9
Coding region: 20-1231 (403 amino acids)
Molecular function (GO): zinc ion binding
Source: RefSeq, a predicted model, not a curated record